CGUAUUACUGUGUCAGCAUGAUACUGGGAUAUCGUUUGGUAUUCAUAUUAUCUGACUCUCUUUUGCCACAAUCUUUUUCCUCUCUUUGAUUAUAUGAUCCGUCCUCCACAAUCCCUCCUCAGCCGGGCUUGACCUCCUGCACUCAAUUCCAAUUGGACUUACAUUGCCAGUAAACCAUGGCACCUCCUCGUCAACGGGUUGUAACGAACCCUGAUGACUCGAGGUCGGAAGCCUCUAGCGGCACGAGAGAACGGCAUCCAACAGGCACAAAGGGUCGGCGACCAGCCAACACCGCCGCUCCCGGCAGUUCAGUAUCAUCCAGAGAUAUGAAAGUCGCAGCUGCUAUCACUGCAACCAGCGGCCACAAUGCGGGAACUGGUAGCCUGACAGAAUCCACUGGAGUAAAUUGGUCAAGCAUGCCGCUAUCAGUUCUUCACCAGUACCGGCACGCCUACAACCUCCCCUGCCCCAGCGCAUACUCCUCUCAAAUAUCCUCAAUAAUCCUGAACCAAGGAGUUGGUCUCCGAUCUCCGACAACCAUAGCUGCUCGACGAGCGCAGCUUGCCUCCCAGCGAAAAAAAGCCGAACACGGAAACAGUUUCCGGUCUUCCAAAAGGGAUGAUUCUGCAAACAAAUCACUAGACGGGGAUAAUAACAAUGUCGCUUCAGGGAUGGACUUGCAUCGCAUUUCUACUCUUCGCGGGCAGGGAAGGGUAACAAAAGACCAGCUUGCCAACGUUGUGAGGAAGCAUUUCAAUAACGUGGGACUUAUGGAGCAGGAUGCUAUUGCAAAGUUCUUGUAUAAGGUCCGUGAAGAAGGGAAGGGUCGUGAAUUUCGCCUGCGGUUCCAACCAUGA
Messenger RNA from Histoplasma capsulatum G186AR, 857 nucleotides. RefSeq lists its product as uncharacterized. The transcript is spliced from 2 exons. The coding region runs from base 177 to 857 and encodes 226 amino acids. Gene Ontology annotation, molecular function: protein binding; transcription coregulator activity. Gene Ontology annotation, biological process: regulation of DNA-templated transcription. The record is from RefSeq and is a predicted model, not a curated record. Gene Ontology annotation, cellular component: histone deacetylase complex. NCBI's taxonomy places the organism in Eukaryota, Fungi, Ascomycota, Eurotiomycetes, Onygenales, Ajellomycetaceae.